AUGGCAUCCCGCGCCAUAUGGUAUGAGCUCGCGGCCAAACAAGCAGCCCGCAACACACUUUUUCUCCGCUGCGACAUAACAACAGGAGCGCCUACAAGUCGCCAAGGUAUCAUCGCCAUCACCGAACCCGCUAUCAAGAUUUCCGUCGCGGCCCCCGCGCGGGAACGCAGAGCAAACCACGCUGUGGUCAAGGUUUUGGCCGAGGCUCUCAACCUGCGAGAGUCCAACGUGCAGAUCAUCCGGGGGAUCAAGUCGCGCGUCAAGACCUUUACGGCCCAAGGAUGGUGGAUUGAUGAGCCUGGCGAGGAUAGAUGCUUACGACGGGUUCUUGAGUACCUAGAGGAGGCUCGGCUUAAUGGUGGGCGGAGGCGUUAG
Dichotomopilus funicola is the source of this 375-nucleotide messenger RNA. RefSeq lists its product as uncharacterized. The record is from RefSeq and is a predicted model, not a curated record. Gene Ontology annotation, cellular component: cytoplasm. Bases 1 to 375 code for a protein of 124 amino acids. NCBI's taxonomy places the organism in Eukaryota, Fungi, Ascomycota, Sordariomycetes, Sordariales, Chaetomiaceae. The transcript is spliced from 2 exons.